Messenger RNA from Macrosteles quadrilineatus (aster leafhopper), 1671 nucleotides. RefSeq names its product cell division cycle protein 16 homolog. Gene Ontology annotation, molecular function: protein binding. Gene Ontology annotation, biological process: cell division. Lineage: Eukaryota; Metazoa; Arthropoda; Insecta; Hemiptera; Cicadellidae. Bases 1 to 1671 code for a protein of 556 amino acids. The record is from RefSeq and is a predicted model, not a curated record. The transcript has a single exon.
AUGGGUGAUGUUCUAAUUGAUGAUUUGGUAAAACAAGAAGAUCGUGUUGCAACCAUUAACAGGCUCAGAAGACUCGUUAAGUUCUACCUUGACUCAAAUCACACUGAGAGCGCGAUGUUUUGGGCAGACAAAGCCGCCUCGAUCAGUGACUCGCCUUGUGACUACUACUGGCUGGCUCAAUGCAUGUUCCGCAGCGGCGAGUACCAGAGAGCUGCUUAUUUAAUUAAAAGCAAACAUUUAGAUCAGGAUCAGCCUUUGUUCCAAUGGUUGGCAGGACUCUGUCUUUUAGAGGCUAAGAAGUACGAUGAAGCUUUGCUGGUUUUGUCAGGUGAUUGUGAAAAUAUCAGCGCCAUUAACUCAUCGAAUUCUGCUUCAUCAGCUUUUAUUCUCAAUAUUCCUGCGAUAACCACCAACCACAUUCUGGAAGGCUUCACUCCAGAGACACUUCGUUCCGCUCUGCUAACAUUGAAGGGUCGCAUCUAUGAGAAACUGGACAGGAAACCCUGUGCAUUGGAAUGUUACAAACAAGCUCUAAAAUGUGAUGUUUUCUGCUACGAAGCUUUCCAAGCCAUAACUAAACAUCAAAUGCUUUCUGCUUCAGAAGAGAAAGAGUUAAUGGAUUCCCUGCAAUUUAAGUCUCAGUGCAGUAAUCCUGGUUUACUGCCAUUCGUUUAUGAACAGCUUUUAAAAAAGUAUCAAAAACUGACUCCUUCUGAAUUACAACUGUGUUCUUUUAACCAUAAUCUUGGAUUGUUGGGGAAUCUGGACCUAAAGGCUGCUCGAGCUGAGAGACUCUUGUACGAUUGCGCCUUCAAACAGAGCUACGCUCUCACAGUUGACAUUUUGAAAGCUGAUACUUUCCACAAACUAGGUCUUCAGGUACACAUAGCCUGUCUAGUACAGCUAAAGAAACAUUCUGCUCUGUUUUAUCUAGCCCACCAAUUAGUGGACACUUAUCCUAGCCGAGCUGUUACGUGGUAUGCGGUCGGUUGUUACUACCUCGUGAUAGGAAAGCUAAUCACAGCUCGUACGUAUCUUGGGAAAGCUGUUUAUAUUGAUAAAUGUUUCGGACCAGCAUGGCUUGCUUACGGACACUCGUUGGCUAAGGAAAAUGAACACGAUCAAGCAAUGGCUGCGUACCUCUCUGCAACAAAGGUAAUGAGGGGUUGCCACUUGCCUCUAAUGUAUGUAGGAACUUCGUGUGGACUGAUAAACAACUUAAAAUUAGCAGAAAGAUUUCUAACUCAAGCUCAUUCAAUAAUGCCUAGUGACCCUUUUGUGAUUCAUGAAUUGGGUACGAUCGCUUAUCAGAAUGCCGACUUCAAAGUGGCGGAACAAUAUUUCUUGAAAGCGCUCGAAGAAGUUCGGAAAAGAGAUAAACAUAUUAUUUGUGAUAAAUGGGAACCUCUCCUGAAUAACCUUGGCCACACGUAUAGGAAGCUGAAGAACUACGAUGAAGCUUUAGGCUAUCAUCACCACGCCCUCUCUAUUCUACCGAAAAACCCAUCAACUCUUACAAGCAUUGGAUUCGUGCAAGCUUUACAAGGAAAGUUCGUAGAGGCUAUUGAGUCAUUCCAUAAAGUUCUUACUUGGAAAAAGGAUGAUAGCUUUAGUCUAACCAUGCUACCUUAUCUGAUACAACAAUAUGAAUUUGUUACACCUUCUAAGUAG